AUGGUUUAUGGUCCAAUCAUUAUCCCACAGCUAUGGAGCACGUGUCUUCCAACUGAUGCAGACAAUGAUAUUCUGUGUCAGUGUGUCACCCAGAUUAAGCAACUAGAGAAUCAGAAGGAGACUGCAGACAACCACAAGUCUGAACAGAAGAAAGCCCUUGAAGAGGCAAAGAAGAAGGGCAAGGCCGCAUUUGAUGCUGAAAAGGCCCAGAUUUCACAGGGGAAACUCGCAGCAGCAGAAGCAAAGACAUAG
This is a messenger RNA of Suillus paluster, 252 nucleotides long. RefSeq lists its product as uncharacterized. The transcript has 2 exons. Lineage: Eukaryota; Fungi; Basidiomycota; Agaricomycetes; Boletales; Suillaceae. The record is from RefSeq and is a predicted model, not a curated record. The coding region runs from base 1 to 252 and encodes 83 amino acids.